Molecule: messenger RNA, 1545 nt
Organism: Echinococcus granulosus
Lineage: Eukaryota; Metazoa; Platyhelminthes; Cestoda; Cyclophyllidea; Taeniidae
Product: DCC-interacting protein 13-beta
Exons: 12
Coding region: 1-1545 (514 amino acids)
Biological process (GO): signaling
Cellular component (GO): endosome membrane
Source: RefSeq, a predicted model, not a curated record
AUGGAGCUUCUUCGCCUUAAGGAGGCUAUGUCAAAUGCGCCACACGCCCAACAACUCGCUACACAGUUUGCAGCUGAUGCUCAAGAUAUCAGUCACUUGCUUCGCGAGUUCAACACUGCCUGCUCCUACAUUCAUCAGGCGCAGACCCUGUCGGUACAGUCAAAGAACCCGGAUUUCGAGAAUAUCUGUCUCCAAUUCUCCAGCUUUCUUGAGGAGCUCUCGGGAAUGCAUCGAGCGGAGGCGGAAGAAUUGCGCUCAGCUCUCUUCCUACCUGCGCACAAACUGCCCAGUCAGCCGGGCUUACAGUUAGUUGACAACUCGGGCGCCGCUGCGGCAGGGGAAGGCGGAGGCGGAGUUACAAGCCUUUUUUUCGCCGACCUGCGUGCCACCCAACGCCACCGUGAGGCCUGCGAGCGCGAGGUGCAUGCUUCCCUUGCCCGCUACAUGCGUCUCACGCGUCGCUGUGCGCCUAAAGAACACGAUGACGCGGUACUCGAACUCUCUCGUCGUCGUCGAAUGUUCCAGCAAGCGGCAGUCAUCUACCAUGCACGCCUUAACGCAGCGCACUUCGAGCGCGAAAUGGUUCCUCUCAAUGCCUUCUUCGGUUUUCUCACAACCUUGCGCAUCCAUUGUAAAAAGAUCGCCGAGGUAGUGGAACAGCCUUCGCUGGCUCAAUUUGCCGAGGUCAUCAAGUCCCAGUUCGAUUGCCGACAGGUGCAGUCCACACAAGCGACCGAAGAGUUCCUAAACACCCUCACUAACAUCCAAAGCCAGUCGUUGGCUCUCUUCGCGCCUGAGCCACUCUUUGCCAAGUCGGUUCGCUAUCUAGCUCGAAAUCUCUAUGGGUUUUCAGACAAGUCUUAUCUGCGUACACCAGAAACGAACCUUCUCUCUAAGAGUGGUUACCUCUACAUGCGAGUGAAGAAGACGUUUGGCUUUGACUGGAAUGAAGUUUACUGCUUCACUCAGGGUGGGAAUCUCCUCUGCCAACAGAAGGGAGAUCUCGGCGCAGGUGUUUUGGUGAACCUAAAUGGAAAGGGUGUCUUCGCAGAACCAAUGGAUAUCGAUGAUCGCAGAUACACCUUCCAGAUAGUCUCCCCGGCUGAGAAGCGAACCGUUGUUCUUCAAGCCGAAAACUCAACGGAUCGCGAUGAGUGGAUUCACACCAUCUCAAAUGUCAUCAUAAACACGAGUAGUUGGGCCGGCCAAGGUCAACCGCCUCCUGAACCGAGACCGGUGGAUCCGCUGCCUUUCGUGUUGGUACCGCGAUCACAGACCUCUCAGGAGGCGAGCCAAGAGAGCGCAGAUGAGGAGGACGAGAUGGAGCGCGCUUUGCGGGCCUCACUUUCCUGCACUGCAUGGAUCGCUCAGGCACCACCACUUCACCUUGAACUCACCCCUGUCGACGCUCCUGCUGUCCCCGACACUACUGCUGAAGCUGUGGGUGACGCAAAUGCCGACUUAGAGGUGGUGCUUACCUUCAUCGGUAGUAUGCCGCUACCUCGAUUCCUUGAUUUAGGACCCUCUUUCGCCUCCUGUUGUUAA